Molecule: messenger RNA, 1583 nt
Organism: Gamsiella multidivaricata
Lineage: Eukaryota; Fungi; Mortierellomycota; Mortierellomycetes; Mortierellales; Mortierellaceae
Exons: 3
Coding region: 176-1246 (356 amino acids)
Source: RefSeq, a predicted model, not a curated record
GUGCCAGCUCCUUUGGGAAUGUCAGCGCUGGAUUUAGCAUACUAAGAAAGGACUGGAAGUUCAUGGGCUGGAUGGACCUUCUGAGGCUGAAGCGGACCCCGAGGGGCUGUUCUGCAUCACCACCCGCAGCCAUGCGGAAACCAAGGACGAUCCAUGGCAAACAACGCGCGGAAUCAUGCCCCUUGUCCUGAGCAAGAGAGAUCCAUUCAUUUCCAAGUUUUACGAAACGCUCGCUCUUGCCAAAUCCGCUGCUAUCUCCAAUGGACCCGAAUCCACCUCCAGACUGCACAUUGCCGAACUGGAGCUAUUCUGCAACGUCUUUACUGAAACACAGUAUCGCGAUUUUAAAUUCAAGGGUGAGGUCACGCUGUUUUACACAACUGUCCCGAAUCAUCCUGUGGAAGUUACCCCAUUCUCAAGAUUGCCCCAGUUCGUCGGCAUGAUCCAAACGUCGGACUAUGGCCUUAGAGCCAUUUUGAGGAGCAAGACGAGUCUUCAUCGGAUAGGUGGUCCAUCAAUAGCUGCAGAAGACUCGAAUCAGUUCCUGGACGCGGAUGCGUUCCAGGUUCAUAUCUCCGAACUCCUCGCGAAUCUUCAAUGGACAGCAUACAGCUUUAAUCCAUACCAGAGCCCACAUCUACACAUCAGCAGGGUCUACAUGGACACCGACUAUCUCUAUAAAACUGCCAGCUCGUUCUCGAAGGCGGCGACAUUAAAGGCCAAGGGCCUUAGAAAGAUUCGGGAAAGCGCUGGAAUCUUAACGUUCUCGGCGCGCUCGCCUUCAAAUCAACAAUACAUAUCGGGACACCAGCACCGACGCAGUGGUUCCUUCUCGCCCCUGAUGAGCCUAUGCGAUGCGCAAAGUGUGCCCACCUCUCCCAGGGGCUGCAUGAUUGGACGAAGUUGCAGCAUUAUCAGCUGCAGCGGAAACCUAGGAUACAACGCUGUUGGUAACGAAGCGUCCAUAGUCUCACCCACGUCUCCGAACAAGCGCUUCCCGAAGCCAACUAUAGUGCGACGUCAGCUUAGCGACAGUAGUGAAACAUUUGACCGUACUGACGCCGACAGCAGCAGUAUACAUCAACCUCCGCCGUUACCACAACCUAUGGCAGCAAGCACACUGAGGGAUGGUGUGUCGGUCAUGAGUCUACUUAUUCCUGGUCAAGGACGGAAAAGGGGUCUCCUGUCAACUAUGGUUUUUGGCAGUGGGAACAAGAAUAACAAGAUACUAGGCGGUGCGGAUUAAGAGGCGUCAAAAAAAAAAAAAAAAAAAGGAUUGUAGAAUUGUAGGAGUUGCAAGGUGUUAAGCCCAUAGUUAUUGGUCCUCUCAGCGUCUUUUUUACUAAUGCUCUUCAGCCAUAAUUUCAUCCGCAACAAUGCCAAUCAAAACAACGGUUACUUCAUUAUAGAUCAUGCUGUAGAAUCGAUCGAAAAGGCUAUAAUGCUAAUAGAACGCGAGAAACACCAAGUGCACAUGAAAUAUAAUGAGAACGAGCGUGGUGCGAUAGAAACAUGCGUUUAUUUUUUCUGGCUCUCGAGUCCAUCGAGUCUAUGAGGGAGAGAGAGGUCCACGCGACAGGGCA